UGUCCUCACGGAUACUAGUCAGAUUCGUUUCCUCUGAGCCACGACAGGAACUCCUAGAGUACUUUUUUCUUUCUCUCUUAGCCCAGUUUCCACGUACCUAAACUGCUGUCAGUGAUUCUGCAGGUAAACCAUUCUUCCGUGAUGAGUAGCCUACCCAGCGCCUAAUGACAUGAAGCUCCUCUCUCUUGAUUGGUUAUCUCUCUGAGGAGUUUCCAAUCCCGAGGAAGCCAGAAAGAUGUCUCUGCUCUUAAUGAAUAUUUUUGUCUGUGUUGUGUGUGGGCAAGCCCCAUUCGGAAGAGGCUGAUGAUUUAUACAACCUCAUUUUCUUUUUCCCCCUCCAGAAUGGGUUCUAGCUGGGUUCCCUGGGUGGUGGCUUUGUUAGUGACGGUAAUCAGGCUGGACUCCUCCAUGACUCAAGGCAGAGAUUCUCCAGAUUUUGUGAUUCAGGCAAAGGCUGACUGUUACUUCACCAAUGGGACACAAAGGGUGCAGUUUGUGGUCAGAUUCAUCUUUAACUUGGAGGAGUUCGUACGUUUUGACAGCGACCUGGGGAAGUUUGUGGCCUUGACAGAGUUGGGGCAGCCUGAUGCUGAGCUGUGGAACAGUCGACCAGAUAUCCUGGAGAGCAGCAGAGCAUCUGUGGAUGUGCUCUGCAGACGUAACUACUGGCUGGGUGCGCCCCUCACCGUGGAGAGAAAAGUGCAACCGGAGGUGACAGUGCAUCCGGAGAGGACCCCGUCCCUGCAGCUCCGCAACCUGCUGCUUUGCUCUGUGACAGGGUUCUACCCAGGGGCCAUCGAGAUCAGGUGGUUCCGGAACGGGCAGGAGCAGAGAGAGGGGGUCCUGGCCACUGGCCUCAUCAGGAAUGGAGACUGGACCUUUCAGACAGUGGUGAUGCUGGAAAUGACUCCUGAGCUUGGGGACGUCUAUACCUGCCUUGUUGAUCAUCCCAGCCUGCUGAGCCCCGUUUCUGUGGAGUGGAGAGCUCAGUCUGACUGUUCUUGGACAAAGCUGCUGAUUGGAGUUGCAGCCUUCCUGGGGGGGCUAACCUUCCUCCUGGUGGGGAUCAUCAUCCACGUCAGGGCCCGCAAAGGACGUGUGGAGACUCAGCUGUCCGGUGAUGAGCCACACUAAGGUCCUAGGUGAAGCGUCUCCCCCUGGAGCCUGAAGUGGAACUGAGUGGCCUGGGCCCUGGACAAAGUCAAGGACGUUCAGGAGGUCGAUGUUCUGGAUGAUUCCUUUCCAUGAGCCCUUGGAGGCGUCCUGAACUGAUUCUAGUUUUGUGUUCUGUGAUCAUUCAUCUCUUACCCUUCUGCCUUUCUUCCUCCUACUUGUCUUUAUUAGUCCCUGUUUCUAAGAACAGGGUCCCUAAAUCCCCUUAAGACUCAGCUCCUCCCAGUCCCAACCCCUUUACUUUUCUCUGGUGCAGCCCUAACCCAGAAAUCACUAUUUUCAUCUUCUCUCUUGCAACGGCAGCCCCACAGUCCUAAGAGGAUGCAUAUUCAGUCACUGUUCCCUUUUCAUUGUUUUUUAGGUCUUUUUCCUUCAAAAUAAAACUGUGAUACAUAUAAUCCCAUCAAAUGUAUAAUUCAAUAAAUUAUUUAAGGCAGAACCCUGUAAUUGACACUCAGUUCAAGCAAGAAAACUUUUUUUGGAGUUCCCCGGUGGCUUAGCCAGUUCAGGAUCCUGCAUUGUCACUGCUGUGGCCCUGGUUACUGCUGUAGUGCAGAUUGGACCCCUGGCAGGGAACUUCUGCGUGCCAUGGGUGCAGCCCCAAAAAAAUGAAAAGAAAAGAAAUAGAACUUUUCAAUCGACUGCAAGGACUUCCUGUGCUGCAGACCAAUCAAAACUUCCGCACUCCCCUCAAAAUCAGUCAUAUGCUGUUAUACCGAUCACUUUUUUUUUGGUAUUUCUUUAUAGUCUAUUCCCUCAAGUAUGAAUUAUUUGACCCUAAAGCUUAGCUGUCUUUUACGUUUAUUUUACUUUACAGGUUUCUCCUCCCUAACUUUUUGUUCCUUAUGAUUAAUAUGUUGACAUUCCUGAGACAUUUAAGAUGUACAGUUCUCCACAGUCUGGAUUUUGUUGACUGAUUUUGUUGACAGAUGUCUGGUGCAAUUUGCUGGUGAAAUUUAAAAAAAAAUAAAUUUUGUUGGAGUAUAGGUGA
This is a messenger RNA of Sus scrofa (pig), 2164 nucleotides long. It is a transcript of the gene SLA-DOB1, whose product is annotated as MHC class II, DO beta. The record is from RefSeq and is a predicted model, not a curated record. NCBI's taxonomy places the organism in Eukaryota, Metazoa, Chordata, Mammalia, Artiodactyla, Suidae. Gene Ontology annotation, cellular component: MHC class II protein complex; membrane. Gene Ontology annotation, biological process: antigen processing and presentation; immune response.